This is a messenger RNA of Aspergillus chevalieri, 1665 nucleotides long. RefSeq names its product heterogeneous nuclear ribonucleoprotein HRP1. Bases 1 to 1665 code for a protein of 554 amino acids. Gene Ontology annotation, molecular function: RNA binding. The transcript has 6 exons. The record is from RefSeq and is a predicted model, not a curated record. Lineage: Eukaryota; Fungi; Ascomycota; Eurotiomycetes; Eurotiales; Aspergillaceae.
AUGGCGGAUCCAGAGGGCGUCGAAGAUGAUCUCUUCGCUGAUCUCUACGAAGCAGAUGAGCCUACGGCCCAAGCUACUUCAGCGACAGAAGCACCAAGGCCUUCGAUCUCUGCGGCGUCUGCUGCUCCAGCUCAACCCACUGGCCAUAUCGCUCAAAGUGUCGAGAACCCCCAUUUCGAAGCGGAACCUCCACAGAACUUCUACCAGACACCCCAGUACCAGGGGUAUGAUGCAUCGCAAGCGUAUGGUGUAGGGCAACUGGAUGGUCAUGGAGGUGCCACGGCCCCUGCUGCAGAACCGGAGCCUCAAGGGACCGGUAUCAAAGAAGACGGGAAAAUGUUCAUCGGUGGACUGAACUGGGAAACCACAGACCAAUCGCUGAGAGACUAUUUUUCCCAAUUCGGAGAGGUACAAGAAUGCACCGUAAUGCGUGACAGUGCUACUGGCCGCUCUCGAGGCUUUGGUUUCUUGACAUUCAGGGACCCCAAGACUGUCAACACUGUGAUGGUUAAAGAGCAUUAUCUGGAUGGAAAGAUUAUUGAUCCCAAGCGCGCGAUUCCCCGUGACGAGCAAGAGAAGACAAGCAAGAUCUUCGUCGGUGGUGUGAGCCAAGAAGCAAACGAGCAGGAUUUCAAACAGUUCUUCAUGCAAUUUGGUCGUGUUAUCGAUGCUACCUUGAUGAUCGACAAGGAUACUGGUCGCCCUCGUGGCUUUGGCUUUGUGACUUUCGACAGUGAGGCGGCAGUUGAAGCGGCUCUAUCGCGGCCCCUCGAUAUCCUGGGGAAGCCUAUCGAAGUCAAGAAGGCCCAGCCACGGGGUAACCUGCGCGAUGAAGAGGAGCGGAGGCGUCGUGGCCGGGAAGGUUACCGCGAUGCAGGUCAGGCUGGUGUCGAUAGUUCUCAGCAACAAGGCGCUGCAGGCCAAGCUGGAAUGGGUGCUGGGAUUACUCCUCAGAUGAUGGCACAGUAUUGGCAGCGUAUGCAGCAAUACUUUGCCAUGAUGCAACAGCAGAUGGCCGUUGCAGCCGCACAGGGUCAAGGCGGCAUGGGCGGCAUGGGCAUGGGUGGAAUGAAUCCGGCCAUGAUGCAGCAAAUGCAGAUGAAACAGAUGCAGCAGAUGCAAAUGGGCAAUAAUCAGCAGCAGGGAAGCAUGAGUCCUCCGUCGCAGAGUCCCACUCCACAGAUGCAGAACAUGAUGAACCCCGCGAUGAUGCAACAGAUGCAACAGAUGCAGCAAAUGCAUCAAGGUCAGGGUCAAGGUCAAUCCAACAACACUGCUGCCGCUGCCGGAGGCAACGGCAGCGGUGUGGGUGGUGCAGCAGCAGGAGGCAACUUCACGGGGAACCGUGGCGGACCUGGCUACAACGCUCAUGAACAAAUUGCGUUCGAGCAGCAGAAGUACGAACAGCAGCAGGCUCGUCGCGUCAUGGACAACCGCGGUUUCUCGCCGUAUCAACAGGGCGGUCCAACCUCGUGGGAGGGCAUGUACGAUGAAGUUCCCCAACCGAACAUCCCAAGUGGACCUCAAGGAACUACUCCUCAACCCCAGGGUACUCCGCCAGCGAACGCCCCGACAGGCCCUAAGAACGCUGGGAAACCCGGUGCUAACUACCGUGGAGGAGGCCGCGGAGGACACCGAGGCUUCCACCCUUACUCUCGGAGCUAG